GCCUGGGAGAGGAACUCAUUUACAUAAUAAAGCGGGGGCGGGGCUCUGCCAGACUCUAUGAAAGGCUCCGCACAGCCGGUACCGCGCCAUUGGAUGUAACAGAACGGACCGGGGCACCGACAUGUCUUUUGGGCUUCACCCAUGGGAUCCGGCCUUCCUGCCCCCCCAGCCCCCCAGCAUGGAGAAGAAAUCCGCCCCAGCAGCAGCCAACAGGGCGACCCUUCCUCCCUCCCCCAAGGGGGACAGUGAGGGGCCCCGGGAGCCCGACUCCUCCGCCGAUUGGAAGAAGAAGAAGAAGAAGAAGAGCUACCAGCGCUACGCGAAGCCCCCCUACUCCUACCUGGCCAUGAUUGCCCUGGUCAUACAGAACUGCCCCGAGAAGAGGCUCAAACUCUCCCAGAUCCUGCAGGACAUCAGCUCUUUGUUUCCGUUCUUCAAAGGAAAUUACCAGGGUUGGAAGGAUUCCAUUCGGCACAAUUUGUCUUCCAAUGACUGUUUCAGAAAGGUUCUGAAGGAUCCACUGAAGCCACAGGCCAAAGGCAACUACUGGACCGUAGAUGUGACCCGGAUCCCCCCGGAUGCUCUGAAGCUCCAGAACACGGCAGUGACCCGGCAAGACCUGUUCCCCCUGGACUUGGCCCCUUACAUCCUACAUGGGCAGCCCUACAGGGAGAGGCAUUCGGCCAAUCACACGAGGGAACACACUACCCCCAGGAUGGAGCUCAAAGUUGCCCCCCAGAUCCCAGUGUCAGACCCUGCUGUCAGUUUUCCCAUGAUCCUAUGGAAUCUCCCUACAUCCUACACAAAGUGUGUGGCCCCCAAUGUAGUGGCCCCUCCAAGCGUCCAUCCACUGCUAUUGUACUCCAACUUCCCUUCUAUUUCUAUCUAUAACUACCUGCCCCCACCCUAUGGCAGCCCCGUGUACUCGGCCUCCAGCCUGCACCCCCAAAUCCCUCUCACCCCCAGACCCCCAGAGCUGAAGAAUCCCCCCAGUGACUUCCCCCCCAACAAGACAGUGUUUGACAUCCCAGUCUAUAGUAGUCGCCCAGGCCUGGUCGCUAGCCCGGGUUUGUUCAGCCCCCACUUGGCUGCUGCCACUUCCCCCCUCCUGGGUUACAGGCCCUCUGGGCUAUGAGGGGGCAGGUAGCCAUGGGCAGUUGGACUAUAUGACUAUGUGCGUGGCUAUAUGUGCCCCCGGCUGUGCCCCCGGGCACCCUUGUAUAUAUUUCCCUUGCUGAAUUUUAUUUUUGUACUUUCGCAAAUCUUUAUAAAUUGCCCUUAUUUUUGCAUAAA
Messenger RNA from Xenopus tropicalis (tropical clawed frog), 1293 nucleotides. RefSeq names its product forkhead activin signal transducer 3-like. The coding region runs from base 122 to 1135 and encodes 337 amino acids. Lineage: Eukaryota; Metazoa; Chordata; Amphibia; Anura; Pipidae. Gene Ontology annotation, cellular component: nucleus; activin responsive factor complex. Gene Ontology annotation, biological process: regulation of DNA-templated transcription; transforming growth factor beta receptor signaling pathway; gastrulation with mouth forming second. The transcript is spliced from 3 exons. Gene Ontology annotation, molecular function: DNA binding; sequence-specific DNA binding; SMAD binding. The record is from RefSeq and is a predicted model, not a curated record.